Molecule: messenger RNA, 1230 nt
Organism: Naegleria gruberi
Lineage: Eukaryota; Heterolobosea; Eutetramitea; Acrasida; Naegleriidae
Exons: 1
Coding region: 1-1230 (409 amino acids)
Cellular component (GO): U2-type catalytic step 2 spliceosome; Prp19 complex; U2-type catalytic step 1 spliceosome
Molecular function (GO): metal ion binding; pre-mRNA binding; U6 snRNA binding
Source: RefSeq, a predicted model, not a curated record
AUGGUCAAUCAAACUUCUUCUUCAUCAUCAGAUAAAAUUAGUGAUGUGCCAUCCCCGAGCAGUGGUGGAGUAAAAAAGAUAAGAAAGGCUCGCGUACAAGCACAAAGAAAAACAGCCGAACAAAAUUUACAAAAAGAAGAAACCGGAGGAGAAUACAACAUUUGGUAUCAUAAAUAUAUUGGACAACAACAUCAAAAGAAGGAAAUUGAACCUGCAGAAAGUAGAUGUAAUAUAAAAACAGAUGCUGGAUGGACUGUUGGAUGUACAUUGAAGGAUUCGGUAUUUUGUCUAUUCUUUGCUCAUGGAAGAUGUGCUGAAGGAGCAGAAUGUAAAUAUCUUCACAGAAUACCAACAACAUCUGAUGCUAGUAGAAUACCAAUUACCAAAGACUGUUUCGGAAGACCUAAACAUGCAACUGAUCGUGAUGACAUGUCAGGUGUUGGUUCUUUCAAUAGGGAUUGUCGUACUUUAUAUGUGAGUGGAUUUAAAUAUGUUUCAGGAGUUGAUUAUGAGGAAGUUUUACUGAGACAUUUCAAAGAAUGGGGAGAAGUUGAAUAUAUUAGAGCAUUUCCAGAAAAAUGUUAUGCUUUUGUAAAAUACAAGAAUAGAUUGUGUGCUGAAUUUGCAAAGGAAGCCAUGCUAGGUCAAUCAUUGGAUAAUGAUGAUAUUAUUCAUAUUCGUUGGAGUGCUGAUGAUCCAAAUCCAUUGGCCACCAAACGUCACGAGCAGGAAAUGAAAAACAAAAUCAAGGAAUCUUUGGAAGAGAAGAAAAUUUCAACAACCUCACUUCCUUUCCACUAUCCAGAAGGUUACACACCAGAAAAUCCAAUUAUUCCAGAACAUUUACAAAUGAAUUCCAAAUUACAACAAGUUUCUGCUGGUGCUGCCACUAAUAUCAAAGGAACAAAAUCUGUAGAACAACAAUACUAUCAACACUAUUUACCUCAACAAGCUGAUGAAAAGAAGAGUGAACAAACAUAUAGAGACAAUCUAAGAAAACAAGGAGCAUUGGCCAAUGAUGAUAGAAAAAAGGUAGAUUACUUUAAUUAUAUUAAGGGAUCGAAUGAAAAGACCAAUAUUCAUCAACAGGUCUCUGCCUCCCUAAGUUCUAAAGUUGCUGCAUCCUAUCCUAAUACUGACUCUCAACUUUCUCAACUUUCCAAAGAGCAACAAGAACAAUACCAAAAAUUCUAUCAACAAUUUGCUCAACAAUUAGGCCAAAAGAAAUAA